GCACCACAACAGACUCAUGAAGAAGACUCAAUUACUCACACUCGCAUGCUUCUUCUUCUUCAUCCUAUGCUUCAAUGUUUUACCACUCUGUUCAUGUCAAACCACUUCCAACAUGAAGACCAGAGGUGAUCAUGAUCAACUCAUGAUGCAGGAUCAACAUCUCACCAGCAAAAAUGAUACAGUGAUUGAAUCAAGCGAAGAAGAUAUUAAUCAAUUAAGCUUAAAAGCAUUGCAUGAAAUAAUUCAUGGUAAGAAAGGAGUUUAUGGAACAUAUGGUAAUUCAGAUAUUCUUCGGCGCCCUUCUCGCAGUGGAAGCUCACCUGUGAGGCCAUUUUCUAUCCUCUCUACAACACCACUUGGGCAUGUUACAAUCGGAUUGCUUGUUCUUAGUUUCUUCUUUUCGUUGGUUUAAGAGGUUUCUGUAUGAUAUAUAUAUAUAUAUAUAUAUAUUACAUAUAACUGUUUAGUGAUGCAGACUUUCUCACAAGAUUAAUUUUGAUUGUAUGGUUGAUAUAAACUGGC
Cornus florida is the source of this 522-nucleotide messenger RNA. RefSeq lists its product as uncharacterized. NCBI's taxonomy places the organism in Eukaryota, Viridiplantae, Streptophyta, Magnoliopsida, Cornales, Cornaceae. The transcript is spliced from 2 exons. The coding region runs from base 17 to 412 and encodes 131 amino acids. The record is from RefSeq and is a predicted model, not a curated record.